GAGGCUCCGCCCCACAGCGGCGCGGCACUGCCGGUUGCUGCGUCUGCGCAGUGCGUGCGAAGGCUGAGGGGGCGGAGGCAGCGGCCCUGCUGGGAGUUACCGCACAGGGCGCUUUCCCGCACGCUUCCGCCUGCCACCACGCACAGUGCCCGGCCUUUGAGGACGAAGAUGCUGCGAGUCUGUCAGCGAGCGGGGGCCGCGGCAGCCGCCCAGAACUGCCUAUGUGGUAAAUAUUCACUCCGUCCGUUACAACUGUGCCGCAGAUAUGCUACAUCAGGACAGUCUGGUGUUUCUGCAGGCAAAAUUAUUGGGGCAAGUGUCUUGUUUGUUGGCGGAGGAGUUGGUGGAACUGUUCUGUAUGCUAAUUAUGAUCCACGUUUCCGAGAGAACGUAGAGAAGACCCUCCCAUACUCGGAUAAACUCUUUGAAAUGGCACUUGGUCCUGCCCCUUAUAAUGUGCCAAUGCCAAAAAAACCGAAAGAAAAGGCCUCCUGGCCAGGCAUAGAUGAUGAAAAGCGUUCCUGGCCACUGCUGCUAUCUGAGCUUUCAGAAGCAGAAGAGUUAACGAAAGACUCCAAACAGCCCAGUACCAGAUCGCAGAAGAGUAAGACAGAAGCUCCUUCAACGUUAGUGGAAGAAAAAGGAGCAAGCUCAGAAGUAGCUCAAAUAAUUUCUGCAACAGGUGAAGCUUUGUCAAUACCAGCUCCAGGCAUGCAGGAUGACAAAGGUGAGAAAGAUCACGUACAAGGACACCAUGAAGGGAAACACAAACCUGCUGCAUCAGGUGAGGAAUGUGUGGGUGGAGACUCCCCUGCCAUAAAAGAACGGCCACCAGAGGAAGUUGCAGCCCGUCUUGCACAGCAAGACAAAGAGGAACAAGAGAAGAUUUCAUCUCUUGCAGCAGCUUUGGAAGGAGCCCUAAGCAGUACUGCUCGAGUAACCCUUCAGGCAAUUACUGCCCAGGAAGCUGCAGUGCAAGCUGUUAAUACUCAUGCUCAGAUACUGAAGGAGGCUAUGGAUAAUUCUGAGACUUCAGGAGAGAGAAAAUCUGCUCAGUGGCGGACCUUGGAGGAAGCAUUGAAAGAUCGCAGGAAGGCUGUGGAUGAAGCUGCUGAUGCCCUUCUGAAAGCCAAAGAAAAAUUAGAGAAAAUGAAGGGUGUGAUUGAUGAUGCCAAGAAGUCUCAGAUCGCUGGAACUAAAUCUCACAUUCUUGCAGCAGAAGAGAAUCUUCAUCAUAUGAUAAUUGACCUGGACAAUGAAGUAAAAAAGGUUCAGGCAGCACAAUCUGAGGCUAAGAUAGUAGCUCAGUACCAUGAACUUGUGGCGAAAGCGAAGGAUGAAUUUCAGCGAGAACUGGAUAGUAUCACUCCAGAAAUACAAACUGGCUGGAAGGGGCUCAAGAUAACUGAUUUAGCUGGUCAGCUGUCUACAGAUGAUUUAAAUUCUCUCAUUGCCCAUGCUCAUCGUCGUAUUGACCAGCUCAACAGUGAACUGGCCGAUCAGAGAGUGAGAGAACAGCAGCACAUUGAGGCAGCCCUGGAAAAGCAAAAACUGGAAGAUAAGAGAGCACUUGAGACAGCAGUGGCAAAAGCACUAGAGCAUCGCAAAAGCGAGAUCCAGAUCGACCAGGACAAAAAGAUAGAAGAAGUCCGAGAAGUAAUGGAGAGUGAAAUGAGGACCCAGCUCCGCAGGCAGGCAGCUGCUCACACCGAUCACCUGAGAGAGGUUCUGAAGAUCCAAGAACAGGAACUCAAGCUGGAGUUUCAGCAGAGCUUGUCUGAGAAGCUCAAUGAACAGGAAAUGCAAUUCAAACGCCUUACUCAGGAACAACUUGACAACUUCACUUUGGAUAUCAACACAGCCUAUGCCCGGCUGAAAGGAAUUGAGCAGGCAGUAGAGAGCCACGCAGUUGCUGAAGAAGAAGCCAGAAAGGCACAUCAGUUGUGGCUUUCAGUUGAGGCUUUAAAAUACAGUCUGAAGACGGCAUCUGGGGAUAGUCCCACUGAGCCACUGGAGUGCGCAGUUGAGGCCAUCAAAGCCAAUUGUUCUGACAAUGCAUUUACCGAAGCCUUAGUGGCAGCUCUCCCCCAAGAAUCUUUGACCCGGGGAGUCUAUAGUGAAGAAGCACUCAGGGCACGUUUCUGCACAGUCCAAAAACUGGCAAAAAGAGUGGCCAUGAUCGAUGAAACCAGAAACAGCUUGUAUCAGUACUUGCUCUCUUACCUACAGUCGCUUCUCCUGUUUCAUCCUCCGCAACUGAAACCACCUGCUGAGCUCAGCCCUGAAGAUCUGGACACAUUUAAAUUACUAUCCUAUGCUUCAUAUUGCAUUGAACAUGGAGAUCUGGAGCUGGCAGCUAAAUUUGUCAACCAGCUGAAAGGGGAGUCUAGGAGAGUGGCACAGGAUUGGCUGACUGAAGCUCGAAUGACCCUGGAAACGAAACAAGUAGUAGAUAUCCUGACUGCAUAUGCCAGUGCAGUGGGAUUAGGAACAACUCAAAUGGAUUGAUCUAAGCUAGGGAUCUAUACUAUACUUGUGGAAGCAGCCUAAUGCAGAAUUGUUUAAGUGCUGGGAAAAAAUCAAAUGAUCUGUAAAGGGUUUGCAAACCAGGACCUUGGAAGGGGUAUAAAUGAGUUAUGUCACAAACCACAGGUACCGUCCUGUUUCCUUGCACUGAGCUGACUCUCACCACUUGUUAUAUUUGUCUUGGUUUCAGUCGUUAUCAUGACAGGAAACACCAGGAUGCUUUCUCUGCAACUUGUGUAGCCAUUUUCCAAGUUGUACUGAUUUGGCUUGUGAUCCAGCCAAAAUGUUUGUAACCCACCAUUAUUGAUUUGCCAGUUGGUGCCGUUGAAUAAAACAAGAUGUAAAACCCA
This is a messenger RNA of Chelonia mydas (Green sea turtle), 2876 nucleotides long. It is a transcript of the gene IMMT, whose product is annotated as inner membrane mitochondrial protein. Gene Ontology annotation, biological process: cristae formation. Lineage: Eukaryota; Metazoa; Chordata; Testudines; Cheloniidae. The transcript is spliced from 16 exons. The coding region runs from base 169 to 2508 and encodes 779 amino acids. The record is from RefSeq and is a predicted model, not a curated record. Gene Ontology annotation, cellular component: MICOS complex.